UGUGACCGUGCACGCACCGAGAUCAUUCUCACAAGCAUGAACGUCGUGGCGACGUCCAUCUCGGGGCGCAGCGUGCAGAUGGUCGUGAGCGACGCGGACGACCAGGUCGUAUGCGUCGAGCGCUCCUUCGCCGCCCUCGAAGGCCUCCAUGCGAGCCUCGUCGCCGCCGCUUGCGAUAGCAUCCCGAGCUUCCCGCUCUUCCCGGGCGUGCCCACCGAUGCUGCGCUCACGCACCUCUGCGCCGAGCUCAACGCCUACUUUGCACAUGCUUCCGUGAAGGCGACCGCCGAGCUCCACGCGCUCCUGGCCGACGACCUCGGCAACAACACGGGGCACAUGACCGCGAUCGACUUUCUCCUGCAGCCCUUCGAGUACGAGAAGGUGGUCAUUCCGCGCGGCUCCAAGCACGACGUGCAGCUGCAAGUGACCAACAGCAGCCAAGUGCUCGUAUGGAAGUUUGAGGUCGAGGACUUUGACAUUGACUUCAACGCCGACUUUCACGUGCCCACGCCCAUGUACACAGAGGUCUUCCACGCAACGACGCGCUACCAGACAACUGUCAAGCCCGUUGAAGGCAUGUACCGCUGUCCAAAGCCUGGUGUGCUCACGCUCUCGUGGGACAAUACCUACUCGCGCCUCCGCGGAAAGACGGUGCAUUACGUCGCACACGUAGUCGAGAAGAGCUCGAUGGAGUCGGCGCUUCUCGCCGCCGACGCCUUGACCCACGCGCUCGAGGCGGGACCGACGAGCAACUUUUUGCACAAGAAGGCGCUGCCAACGCCUACGCCCAUGUCGUCGCCGGCACUCGCGUCGCUUCUACCGCGCUACGCCUUUAGCAACAUGCCGUCACUGGACCUCAACGGGCACUGGCUCGUGUCCGGACUCGUCAACACCACCAUGGCGACCGCCUCCAAGCUCUUUGGGUCGCGGCCUGCGCUGCUGCCAGCCGCUGCGCCGCCGACGCCCAAAGACGACGAGCCCAAUUCGAUCGGCAACAGCCUCAUGGAGGAGCUCAACGGCCUCAACAUGCAGCUCCUCCAGCGCGUGGAGUCACUCGAAGACGCACUCGCACGGCUCGCCGUGGAGCGCGACCAAGCGCUCUCCCGCGUGCAAAUGGCUACGGCAAAACACGAAACGGAGGCGGCCGCGUCGCAAGAGAAGGACGGCCGUCUCGAAGCUCUCCAGAGCGAGAUCGACCGCCUCCGGCGAGAGCGUCAGCAGUGGCCAGCGAUCCAAGCCGAACGGGACGCGCUCCUGCUCGAGAAGCACCGCUGGGCGAUGAUUGAUGAGUUUGAUACAUACGUCGACCCGCAAGAUGACACGGGCCGAGGCGAUGCGUCGCCAUCGUCGUCGCCAACGGCCAAGAAACUCUCGGACGACGCUCGGAUGGCGCUCGAGAAGGAGCUCGGCCAGGCCGAAGUCGCACUCAUUCGGCUCCGCGCGCAGCUCGGCUACUCGCUGCAGCAAGUCAUUCCCAACACGCGCAUUGAGCAGCUGGCCAAGGACCUCGCCGUCGCCAAGACCGAGUACGACGCCGAGCUGGUUGAGCACCGCAACAUGAUCCAAGACCUCAACCAGCAGAUUCUCAAGUACCGCAGCCACAAGAAGGUGCUCGUGACCGAGCUCCGUAACGUCAAGCGUCAGACCGACGGGCAAGUCGCCGUCGCGCUCGCCGAAGCACACGAAGCACGCAUGGUCAACACGCGCCUCAAGCGGCAGAACGAACUGCUUCUGAGUCAAAUGCGGUCCCUUGUCGACACUGCGUCGGCUCCGGCGCCGGUCGACGUACCCGCGCCGGUCGAAGUGCCCACGACGCUGACGGCCCAAGACCUAGCGAUGCUCAACGGCGAGCCUUACACACCGGCGACAACAAAAGCUGCGACACUCCGCGCGGACCUGCGCCCUAACCCGUUCCGAGAAAAGCUCACGGCGUUCUUCACCGAGUACGACCAGUCGCAGCUGGAGCACGUGGAAGAGAUGCUUGAGAGCUACCGCGGGGUCGAGGCCUCGCUGCUCGAGUCCCUCGAGCUCAAGUACCGCUUCCGAGAGCUCAACGCUGCGUACCAGGGCGAGCUCAUGUAAACUGUCAACUUGAUAGUGCUGGCCGAUAUCCGGAUAAGUACACCAUUUACGUUUUUCUAAAUCGUGUAAUUGGUGUGAUUUCGUU
Messenger RNA from Saprolegnia diclina VS20, 2167 nucleotides. RefSeq lists its product as hypothetical. The coding region runs from base 37 to 2082 and encodes 681 amino acids. NCBI's taxonomy places the organism in Eukaryota, Oomycota, Saprolegniomycetes, Saprolegniales, Saprolegniaceae. The transcript is spliced from 15 exons. Gene Ontology annotation, cellular component: cytoplasm. The record is from RefSeq and is a predicted model, not a curated record.